Messenger RNA from Solea senegalensis (Senegalese sole), 629 nucleotides. RefSeq names its product interleukin-17C-like. Gene Ontology annotation, molecular function: cytokine activity. Gene Ontology annotation, biological process: inflammatory response. The transcript is spliced from 3 exons. The coding region runs from base 14 to 535 and encodes 173 amino acids. Gene Ontology annotation, cellular component: extracellular region. The record is from RefSeq and is a predicted model, not a curated record. Lineage: Eukaryota; Metazoa; Chordata; Actinopteri; Pleuronectiformes; Soleidae.
AGAGAGAGACAACAUGGACCUGAAACAGAUCUUCAUCAUCAUCAUCCUGGGAUUACUCCUUGCACCUGUGUGGACAUUUAAAAUGAACCGUUGCUAUGACGACGACGAGCUGAGUGAUGCAGCAGACAGGAAGCUGAGGAGUCACUUCCUGCAGCCUCCAGAACCUUCUGCUGUGGAGGAGGAAGAGGCAGAGCCUUCGUCUUCCUCGUGUCCUGUGAGUUUGUAUCAGCAGCGUCUGCAGGACAUGAGUGACAGGUCUGUGUCGCCAUGGAGAUACGUACUGCGACACAUGAAGGAUCAUUAUCCGUCGUCGUACGCCGAGGCUCGCUGUCUUUGCUCCGGCUGCAUCCUGAUCCGGGAUCGGAAUCCUCCGACGGAAAGUCUUGACUACAAUUCCGUUCCGAUCAAACAGAGCCGAAUAUUCCUGAAACGCGAACUCUGCAGCGACGGACAGAAGUAUCACCUGACGCCUGUGAACGUGGAGGUGGCCGUGGGCUGCACCUGUGUCCGAGUCAAGACCUCCACCUCCUCCUAGAGGGGAAACACUGUCACCUGCUGGCACGAGUCACACACUACAACUGAUUAUUCCUGUUAUAUAUCUAUAUAUAUAUCUAUAUAUAUGUUAGUCA